CGCCUUGCUGUGUUUUGUGUUCAGGCAAAGAGCAGGAGGCAAGACGUGAACUCGACGGAGGACAAUAACUUUGAAGAAAAUAAUUUCACUGCUGUAAAAAUCAUGUGGUUUAAACUCGCUGUAGUCGCGCUGGUGUUUCUAAGCGCCAGUUGUUCUGCCAAACAAUCUGACCCAAAGGUGCAGGUGUAUAGCCGCAACCCUGGAGAGUAUGGGAAACCAAACGUGCUGAUCUGCUAUGUCAGUGGCUUUCACCCCCCUGACAUCGUAAUCAAGCUCCUCAAGAAUGGGGUGGAGAUCCCACACAGCACACAGACCGACCUGGCCUUCGAACAGGGCUGGCAGUUCCACCUGACAAAAUAUGUUGACUUCACACCCCAGCAUGGAGAGACGUACACCUGCGAAGUCAGUCACAUGAAGAAUACCCCAAAGUCCUUCACGUGGGAGCCUGACAUGUGAACAUACAGCAAUUCCUGAAAACAGCAGUUCAUCCCCGCUCCCAUUUUAUCCAAAACUUAAACUUAAGCAUCUGCUUUGAAUUCAUCAUGUAAUUUUGGGGAUAUCCAAUCCUGCUCCAGGAGGGCCAGCAUUAGCUCCAAACUCAGACCUGCUGGGGAGUUUCUAGUAAGACCUCGAUUAGAUGGUUCAGGUGUGUUUAAUUGCAGGAUAGGAGCAGGAUUGGACACCCCUGAUAUAAUUUCUCAGCUUCACUGUUUAGGACGGGGUGUCUGAUCCUGUUUUUGGAAGGCCAGCUUCCUGCAGAACUCCAACACUAAUUAAACACACCUGAACCAGGAUUGGACACCCCUGCUUUAGGAUAUGCUGCCUGUGCUGAUUAGAUUAGAUGACAAUAUGUUUUCCUAUCUAUAUUAAUUUCUUUUGAUGUGAAGAUUUUCUUUGAUUGACAUAUUUAGUAGGGUGACUGAUGUCUGUAAACAUCCAUAUGCUUGCAUUAUACUGUAUAUCCUUCACAGCAAUAUCCUAUAAGGGUGUGGAAUUUCUUGCCUUAAUUUAAUUUUCACAACAUGAGCACUUGUACAACUAAAUUCCUUUUGUUUUGAAAUGUAAUUAAUUUGAAGAAGUGACUUCUUAAUUUUAGUGACAUAAUUCUUACAGUCACUUUUUUUAAAAACAUGUUUCUAAAGAAAGCUUUUGGGGAAAAAACAAAUCGUAUUUUCCCAUAAAUAAAUCAGAGAUUCAUGAUAAAAUCAGUGACAAAUGAGUAAAAAUGUGAAAGCCUUAGAAAUGGAAGCUAAGUUUCUGUCCAUGAUGUAUGAAAAUUUUACUGUAUAAUUCAUAAUGUUUUGUUAAUCAGAUCAAUAAAAUAUAUUUUUUUUCCUCCUUAA
This is a messenger RNA of Megalobrama amblycephala (Wuchang bream), 1343 nucleotides long. RefSeq names its product beta-2-microglobulin, like (gene b2ml). The record is from RefSeq and is a predicted model, not a curated record. Bases 103 to 456 code for a protein of 117 amino acids. Gene Ontology annotation, molecular function: MHC class II protein complex binding. NCBI's taxonomy places the organism in Eukaryota, Metazoa, Chordata, Actinopteri, Cypriniformes, Xenocyprididae. Gene Ontology annotation, cellular component: MHC class II protein complex. Gene Ontology annotation, biological process: antigen processing and presentation of exogenous peptide antigen via MHC class II; peptide antigen assembly with MHC class II protein complex; immunoglobulin production involved in immunoglobulin-mediated immune response. The transcript has 4 exons.